AUGUGUGUAGCGGCCGGUGCUGCUACAGUGAAGCUGCUCUUGACGGGCGGGCGUGGUGGAGCUGGCGGGGAGGGCGUGGCGUGGGGCGCGCGCAGCCGUCGCUCAUGGCUUCGUGAGUGGGCGGAGGAUUUCGCCGCGCAGAGCGCCUUCGUCUUCGCCAUCGUGGGCACCUGCAUCGACGUGGUGCGCGCCGCCGCCGUGCUCUGGCUGUGCGUGGGGCGCUGUGAUCGACUUUCCUUCUUGCGCUCACAAGCCAAGUCCUCAGCCCCUCCCGCUCCUCGUAAAGUGAAAUCCGCUCCGUCGCCUCAACCCGCUACCCUAUCUCCUGCUGCAGAUCUUGUGAUUCAGUCGCCUCCUGUUUGUAAUGUCCUACCUUCUCCUUUCACGGAAACGUCACACUCAAUAUUUGCUGAAUCUCCAGACGCCCUUGGUAAAUCGUUCAUGACUCGCUUGUAA
This is a messenger RNA of Gryllus bimaculatus (two-spotted cricket), 456 nucleotides long. NCBI's taxonomy places the organism in Eukaryota, Metazoa, Arthropoda, Insecta, Orthoptera, Gryllidae. The record is from the annotation of a GenBank genome assembly.